GUCCCGCCCGCCCGGCUCCUCCAACUCCUUCCUUUCCGCCCGCUGCCCCGGGCACCCGGUCCCCGGCCUGGGAGCGAAGCCAACCCGGUCUUCUAAGCAGGUAGAAACUGUUUGGAAUGGCAAAGCCUCUACCCCCCAGCCACACCAUAGCUGAGCCAGGAGAACAGCUUCCGGAGGAAGUGCUGGCACUCAUCUUCCAACACCUGCCCCUCAGGGACCGUGCUGCAGCUGCCAGGGUCUGCAGAGCCUGGGCCACUGCUGCCACCAGCAGCACUGUGUGGCACAACACUAGCAUCAGCUGUGACUAUGAGGGGGAAAGCAUGCUGCCACCCUAUCUGUCAGCCUGCUUGGAUCACGUUCAUCACCUACGACUGGAAUUUGAGCCAUCGAGGAAGCCGAGUCGCCGCGCAGCCACAGAGCUACUGACUGCACUGGCCGGCCGUUCCCCAGGGCUUCGAGGCCUGCGCCUGGAGGGCCACGGAGAAAAACCCCUCUUUGAUUCAGGCCGAGACAUUCUGGAAGCUGUGCAGGCCAUCUGCAAGGCCACCCGGGAGCUGCGACACCUAGACCUGCGGGGCUUGCCCUUCACACUGGAUGACACGCUGGUCCUACAGGCUGCACGCGGCUGCCCGGAGCUCCGCAGCCUUUUCUUAGAUAACCCUGCGCUGGUGGACAACGUAGGGCCCGACUCCGUACUCGAGCUCGUGAAGGCCUGCCCGCACCUCCGCGCUCUUGGCCUGCACCUGGCCAGCCUGUCACGCGCCGUCCUCGAGGCACUGGCCGCCCCAGAUCGCGCUCCCUUUGCCCUCCUCGCGCUGCGGUGCGAGUGCCUGGAAGAUGCUCGAGUAACCCUCCUGCCGGACGAGGCCUGGGCGGCCUUGAGCCGGCGCCACCCUGGGAUGGCUGUGGAGCUGGAGCUGGAGCCUGCGCUGCCUGCCGAGAGCGUGAUGAGCAUCCUGCAGCCCGCAGUACCCGUGGUGGCACUGAGUCUCAACCUCUCGGGAGACACCGUCGGCCCGGUGCGCUUCGCGGCGCGCCACUACGCCGCCACCCUGCGCGCGCUCGAGGUGCGCGCCUCCCCCUCGGCGCAGCUGAAUGCGGCGCUGGAGGAGCUGGCUGCGCGCUGCCGCGGCCUCCGCGAAGUGCAUUGCUUCUGCGUGGUGAGCCCGUCCGUGCUCAGCGCCUUCCGCGCGCACUGCCCGCGCCUGCGCAGCUACACGCUCAAACUAAAGCGAGAGCCACAUCCCUGGCGGCCCACGCGCUUGUCCUGAUUGGUCAAACCCUCCUCUUCCCCGA
Messenger RNA from Perognathus longimembris pacificus (Pacific pocket mouse), 1296 nucleotides. It is a transcript of the gene Fbxl8, whose product is annotated as F-box and leucine rich repeat protein 8. Gene Ontology annotation, cellular component: SCF ubiquitin ligase complex. Bases 117 to 1271 code for a protein of 384 amino acids. Gene Ontology annotation, biological process: positive regulation of protein ubiquitination; SCF-dependent proteasomal ubiquitin-dependent protein catabolic process. The transcript has 3 exons. The record is from RefSeq and is a predicted model, not a curated record. Lineage: Eukaryota; Metazoa; Chordata; Mammalia; Rodentia; Heteromyidae. Gene Ontology annotation, molecular function: protein binding.